AUGAGUCUUUCCUCAGAAGAAGAAGAUGAACCUGUUUCACAAAAGCCUAAACCAGCAACAUGUGAAAAAGAGAAAAGACAGGAGUACCCUCCUGCCUACAUGGUUUUCCCUUCAAAGGAAGAAACAGCCCCAGAAUCAGCAAUGUUUUCUAAAUCAACCUCAGCCUCUGAAUCAGACUCAGAACCAUCAGAGUCUUCAAAAAGUUCACCUGAAACAGAAACAGAUUCCAAUAAGUCUGAAGAAGCAGACGAUACCAUGGACAUCACACAACUGCUAAUGACUACCUCUACAGGAUCCAAUGAUCAACAGACACAGACGGAGAUGGGAGAACCCACACGGGAAUCACCCCCCAUAAUUGAAGAACCCCUUGAUGUUCAGCUUAUAGAGAUACAACCAGACGGAAGAACCAAAGCUUCAACGUAA
Morus notabilis is the source of this 423-nucleotide messenger RNA. RefSeq names its product suppressor protein SRP40-like. The transcript has a single exon. The record is from RefSeq and is a predicted model, not a curated record. Lineage: Eukaryota; Viridiplantae; Streptophyta; Magnoliopsida; Rosales; Moraceae. The coding region runs from base 1 to 423 and encodes 140 amino acids.